Messenger RNA from Anastrepha ludens (Mexican fruit fly), 1334 nucleotides. It is a transcript of the gene nmd, whose product is annotated as outer mitochondrial transmembrane helix translocase. NCBI's taxonomy places the organism in Eukaryota, Metazoa, Arthropoda, Insecta, Diptera, Tephritidae. The record is from RefSeq and is a predicted model, not a curated record. Bases 80 to 1231 code for a protein of 383 amino acids. Gene Ontology annotation, cellular component: mitochondrial outer membrane. The transcript is spliced from 2 exons. Gene Ontology annotation, molecular function: ATP binding; ATP hydrolysis activity.
AUCAUGUAUCCAAAUGUCAUUUGCGCUAGCGUGAAAAGGCUGUGAGCCUAUAAAUUUAAUUACACAAUAUUUAAGAAAGAUGGACAACUUUAAUUUCGGUGGUUCCCAGUUAUCACGAAAUGAAAUCAUUCAGCUAUUUUUGCGAGUGUCCAUUGCAUCUGUCAUCACAUUUUAUUCAGUGAAAUGGAUGAUGAACCAACUGGACCCGACUAGUAAGAACAAAAAGAAGGCUAAAUUGCGAGCUGAAGAGCAAUUGAAACGGCUUGGUGAUCAAAGUGGCUUCAAAGUAAAUCCCCAACAAUUUAAUGACUAUGAGCUUAUGAUUGCCACACAUUUAGUUGUGCCUGCUGAUAUAACAGUGAGUUGGAGUGACAUUGCUGGUCUCGACGACGUUAUACAGGAAUUGAGGGAGUCAGUUGUGUUACCAGUCAGACAUCGAGAUCUAUUUAAUCAAUCUAAGCUUUGGCAAGCCCCAAAAGGUGUAUUGUUACAUGGACCACCCGGUUGUGGUAAGACUCUGAUCGCAAAGGCCACUGCCAAGGAAGCUGGAAUGCGUUUUAUAAAUCUUGACGUCGCAAUCCUGACUGAUAAAUGGUACGGGGAAUCCCAAAAAUUGGCUUCUGCAGUUUUCUCGCUGGCCUUAAAAAUUCAGCCUUGCAUAAUUUUCAUAGAUGAAAUCGAUUCAUUCUUGCGUAGUCGGAACUCAAACGACCACGAGGCUACUGCAAUGAUGAAAACUCAAUUUAUGAUGCUUUGGGACGGGCUUAGUACUAAUUCAAACUCAACUGUAAUUGUAAUGGGGGCUACUAAUCGCCCGCAAGAUUUAGAUAAGGCUAUUAUUCGCCGAAUGCCCGCACAAUUUCAUAUUGGACUUCCAACCGAACUGCAGCGACUACAGAUAUUGAAACUUAUUUUGGAAACUGAAUGUGUACACAACGAUGUGGAUUUUAAUCGAUUAGCAAAACUUACCAAUGGAUUUUCUGGAUCGGACUUAAGAGAAAUGUGUCGGAAUGCUUCAGUUUACCGAAUGCGUUUAUUUAUGCGUACAAAUGAAAAUCAAUUAAGUGAACAAGCGGCACAACCAUCUACAUCGGCUUACGCUGCAAUUGAGUUAAGAAACCCUCUGAUCGCGAUAUCUAUGGAAGAUCUACUUAAAUCGUAUGAUAAAAUGAAGGAGUCAAAGUUGCACACCGGUAAUUUAUUUAUGGAAAAUCGAAUAGAAUUAGAUUAGAUAUUAACUAAAUGUAUAUGGAAAUGUUUUGAAAGUUACAUACAUGUAUUACAUUUAUAAAACAUUCACAAGAAUGAUAAAGGUUCCAAAUUGUUCUAAAUAA